Messenger RNA from Lotus japonicus, 1674 nucleotides. RefSeq names its product bifunctional riboflavin kinase/FMN phosphatase-like. Gene Ontology annotation, molecular function: riboflavin kinase activity. The record is from RefSeq and is a predicted model, not a curated record. Lineage: Eukaryota; Viridiplantae; Streptophyta; Magnoliopsida; Fabales; Fabaceae. Bases 354 to 1496 code for a protein of 380 amino acids. Gene Ontology annotation, biological process: riboflavin biosynthetic process; FMN biosynthetic process. The transcript has 12 exons.
UUCCAAACAAAGCAUAAGUUUAUACUUCCCUUAUCACUUUCUCCCAGCUUCACCAGCGCGCUUCAUACCCAAAAUCCCAAAUGUUCCACCAAAUAUGAACCCUAAUCCUCAAACUCCUCUGCUUGCCUUGCACUGUUCCUCGACAAAUCCUAAGCCCUUACACAUCGUUAUUGAAAAAUCUUCCUGGCUUCCUCACUUUCUCCCUGAUUCAACUUACUUGAACAUGAAGGAAUUUCUUUGAAGGUCGCCAAUUUACAAUCUUUAUGUUGGCAUAAUUUCCAGAUGCUUCACCCUUCACUUCUUGUGCCGAAAGCUCUCUGUUGUAUUCUUGUGAUUUUGGUCUGAGUGACAAUAUGUCGAUUGCAAAGCCUUUUAGGAAGUGGAUUAGUUGUGUUAUCCUUGAUUUAGAUGGCACACUGCUCAACACAGAUGGCGUUGUAGGCAAUGUUUUGAAGUUCUCAUUAGGAAAGUAUGGAAAGGAAUGGGAUGGAAGAGAAGUUCUUAAAAUUGUGGGGAAGACACCAUUUGAAGCUGCUGCUGCAGUUGUAGAAGAUUAUGGACUUCCCUGUUCGACGACUGAAUUUAUUUCUGAGAUUUCGCCUUUGUUCUCUGAUCAAUGGUGCAACAUUAAAGCACUUCCUGGUGCCAAUCGGUUGAUUAAACAUUUGAAGAGUCAUGGAGCUCCAAUGGCUUUGGCAUCAAACUCCCCAAGGGAAAACAUUGAAGCCAAAAUAUCAUUUCAUGAUGGAUGGAAAGAUUCUUUCUCUGUCAUAAUUGGUGGAGAUGAAGUCAGAAAAGGGAAGCCUUCCCCUGAAAUAUUCGUUGAAGCGGCUAGGAGGUUAAGCAUUGAACCUUCUUGCUGUCUUGUCAUUGAAGACUCUAUACCAGGUGUUACUGCAGGUAAGGCUGCUGGAAUGGAAGUGGUUGCUGUACCAUCUCUUCCAAAACAGUCACAUCUCUAUACUGCAGCAGAUGAGGUGAUCAAUUCCCUGCUUGAUUUGCAACUUGAAAAGUGGGGUCUACCUCCAUUUGAAGAUUGGGUUGAGGGAACUUUGCCCAUAGAUCCUUGGCAUAUUAGUGGUCCUGUCAUCAAGGGAUUUGGUCGUGGCUCAAAGGUCCUCGGAAUCCCUACAGCUAAUUUAUCAGCAAAAGGCUAUUCAGAUCUCCUUGUGGAGCAUCCUGCAGGAGUUUAUUUUGGUUGGGCUGGAUUACCUGGGAGAGGUAUUUUUAAAAUGGUUAUGAGCAUUGGUUGGAAUCCAUAUUUCAACAACAAAGAAAAAACUAUAGAACCAUGGUUACUCCAUGAUUUCAGUGAGGAUUUCUACGGGGAAGAACUGCGGCUUGUUAUAGUUGGUUACAUCCGUCCUGAGGCCAAUUUUCCUUCCCUUGAAAGCUUGAUAGCUAAGAUUCAUGCAGACCGUAGAGUUGCUGAGAGAGCUCUUGAUCUUCCUUUGUAUUCAAGUUAUAAGAAUGAUCCAUAUUUGAGAACCUAUUAGUACUGGUUCUAGUAAUAAUCACAUGAAGAAACCCCUGCAUUUCGACUGGGGGUUAUUGAUAGAGUACAAAAUCCUCCUAUUAUUUGACAUUAGCUCCAUGAUUCUAAUUUUAUCAUAACUAAAUUUGAUUUGUAACACGCAUAAAUAGUAAUAAAAAAUAGCUAUUAAUUUCGUUUUA